AUGGCCGUUGGAUUACUCUUGUGGCUCAGAUUGGACUUAUGUCAUGACCCAAAACCAAGUGAGGGUUCGUCGGCUCUUCCUUCCAAUGUAGUCAAGGUUUCUAUAUUCAUCCAAGUUUUAAUCUUUCUCAAAGUUCUCAACACAUGCCUUCCUGCUCGAAAGGUGUUAAAACCCCAAAGCAGGUGUGAGAUGGCGUCCUUCCUGAAUGCGCCAGCCAAUUGUAUCUCUGUUCAGCCACAAAAGCUCACACUGUUGGCUCCAACUGGGACCAGUCGAGGACUGGCUACUACUUGCAGUUUCCCCUUGAUCCAAAGACCUGUGAAGAAGAAGAAGAUGAUGAUGAUGACCCCAAAGAUGUCCGUUUCAGCCGCCGUGCCCCUUGAGAACCCUACUUUGCAAUCAUCGGUAAACGGUUGUAGUGGUAAGAUGGGGAAGGCCAUUAUCACUGCAGCGGAGUCUGCAGGACUUAAUGUGGUUCCCUUUUCCUUUGGAUCUGCCCAAGAGUGUGGCCAAACCGUCCAAAUUGGCACAAAGGACAUUCUAGUGCAUGGUCCUUUUGAAAGAGAAACCACACUUAAAUCUCUUCGUUUGAUUGUGGUUGACUUCACUGUCCCUUCUGCAGUAAACGAUAAUGCAGAGCUAUAUUGCAGAGUUGGAGUGCCCUUUGUGAUGGGAACAACUGGUGGGGAUAGGGAUCGGUUAUAUAAGACCGUAGAAGAGUCAAAAGUCUGUGCAGUAAUAUCUCCUCAAAUGGGAAAACAGGUCGUAGCAUUUCUUGCAUCUAUGGAAAUUAUGGCUGAGCAAUUUCCUGGAGCUUCUGGGUAUUCCCUGCAGGUGAUGGAAUCCCAUCAAGCAAGUAAACUUGACACAUCUGGUACUGCCAAGGCUGUUAUUUCAAGCUUCCAGAAGUUGGGAGUGUCCUUCGAUAUGAAUCAGAUCCAAUUGAUAAGGGAUCCCCAGCAACAGCUAGAGAUGGUGGGAGUUCCAGAGGAGCAUUUGUCUGGUCAUGCAUUUCAUAUGUAUCACCUGACUACACCUGAUCAAACGGUCUCUUUUGAGUUUCAGCAUAACGUUUGUGGUAGAUCAAUAUAUGCAGAAGGUACAGUUGAUGCUGUAAUUUUCCUUGCUAAGAAGGUUCAUUCAAAGGCAGACAAGAGGAUAUACAAUAUGAGAGAUGUUCUGCGAGAGGGUAACAUGCGGUGAUAGUUGCUUGCAUGCGAAGGGUUUGGUUGUUUGUUGAUUAGCUUGAGAAGUUAGGAUGUUGGUUGGAAGAUCUUGGUAGAGGAAGAUAUGGAAUGAAGCUGAGAGGAGCAGUUUUGACUUUUUUCGUUUAGAGAAUAUGAAAAGGUUCUUGCUCGUGUUUUAAAAAACUGUGAGAAUAUGUGAAGCAUACUAUGUUUUUGUCAUGUACUCUAAUAUAUAUGUCUUCUAUGUUAAGUUGUUGCGAAGUUUAAUUGAUGGGACAUUUCUAUUGUAAACAGCCAGUUUCCCUUCAAAAACAAGGGAUCCAACAGGCCAAGGUUUGGGAAUAUGAGGAUCUCCAUGCUGAUUGAGGAAA
This is a messenger RNA of Argentina anserina (silverweed cinquefoil), 1558 nucleotides long. Its product is annotated as 4-hydroxy-tetrahydrodipicolinate reductase 2, chloroplastic. Gene Ontology annotation, cellular component: chloroplast stroma. Gene Ontology annotation, molecular function: 4-hydroxy-tetrahydrodipicolinate reductase activity; NADPH binding. Lineage: Eukaryota; Viridiplantae; Streptophyta; Magnoliopsida; Rosales; Rosaceae. The record is from RefSeq and is a predicted model, not a curated record.